This is a messenger RNA of Bradysia coprophila, 2253 nucleotides long. RefSeq names its product organic cation transporter protein. Lineage: Eukaryota; Metazoa; Arthropoda; Insecta; Diptera; Sciaridae. The record is from RefSeq and is a predicted model, not a curated record. Gene Ontology annotation, molecular function: transmembrane transporter activity. Gene Ontology annotation, biological process: transmembrane transport.
AACUUCAGUCAGUGAUGAACUGAGAGUUUGCGCGGUUGUCAUUACUAUUUUUCAUUCAUUCAAUAAGCUUUGUUUGUACCUGUUCUAAUCACGACAAACACUUUUUUUUCUCGGUUCAGUGUGAUUUUAGCGGCGGUUGUGAUAAAUUAUCAAAGACAAAAAAAAUUGAAUUAUGUGACGUGAACAAUAAAUUGAUGCUCAGGCUCACCGAAUUUAAACUUUCAACAGCAACAACAAACGCACGCAAUAAAAAUGCUUCAAAACAUUCACAAGUCAAUUGAAUGUUUGUAAAUAGAAAUUGCUACUAUUUUGAUAUAAGACGGUAACACUUGAGCGUAUACACAUAGAGAAUGAACGAUAAGGACACGAACUUUGAUCUGGUUUUGGAUGAAAUAGGAGAAUUCGGCCGUUAUCAGCAAACCAAUUUUCUGUUGCUCUCUUUACCUGUAAUUUUUGCUGCUGCAAACAGUUUGUCGUAUGUGUUCACAGCUGGCAGUCCCAACUAUAGAUGUUUAGUGCCAGAAUGCGAAAAUGUAGAGAAACCCGUUUACGAUGAACCUUGGGUUCAUCAUGCUGUUCCCGGUACUACGGUUAGUGGAAUUUUUCAGCCCGAACAAUGUCUGCGUUUUGCUAUCGGAACAACAUCGAACGGUUCAAGCAAUGAAUGUCCUGCCGAGUGGUUUUCGGAUGAACAAGUCAGGUGCAACGAAUGGGUGUUCGAUCCCAACGAACGCACAAUUGUCAAUGACUGGAAAAUUACAUGCUCGGAGAAUUUGUGGCGGUUAGCGCUAAUCGGAACGUUGCACUUCUCUGGUAUUGUCGUGGGAUCAGGCCUGUUCGGCUUCUUGGCUGAUAAAUAUGGUCGACGUUUGAUUUUCAUAUUUUGCAUUUUAUUUAUGUCCGUGACUGGCAUUGGUCAGGCGUUGUCCAAAGACUACAUCACAUUUUCAGUGUUUGCAUUUUUCAACGCGGUGGGAACGUCGGGAGUGUAUCCCUUAGCUUUUAUUAUUGGUGUCGAGAUGGUUGGUGCCCGAAAGCGGGAAAUGUCGGGAGUUGUUUUGAAUUAUUUUUAUGCCGUUGGAGAAGCGAUGGUCGGUGCUAUAGCAUGGUUAUGCACUGAUUGGGUCACCGUACAGUAUGCCGUUGCGGCACCACCAUUGAUAUUCGCUCUUUACUAUUGGAUCAUUCCGGAAUCGAUUCGAUGGCUUCUGGCGCGAGGAGAAACAGCAAAGGCAGCUAAAAUCAUUAAAAAGGCAGCCAAAGUUAAUGGCAUCACCCUGUCGGAUAGUAUUGUAAAGAACUUUUCACUGCAUGUUCCAUCGAACGCAAAUGGUCACGUGAAUGAUGAAUGCAAGGGUAUUGAUACAGUGGAGUUGGAGAAGCAGAAGUUGAAAUACGAGGUGUGGAACAAUGUGAAGCAGAUGCUUAGAUCGAGAAAGAUGAUUCUGCGGUGCGUGUUUCUGUUCUACAUUUGGGCAACGAAUGCCUUCGUUUUCUACGGACUCUCAUUAAAUUCACAAAAUUUGAGCGGCAACAAAUAUCUCAAUUUCAUUUUGGUGUGUCUGAUCGAAAUUCCCGGAUUAACGUUGGCUUGGAUAGCUAUGAACAAAUUAGGACGUCGUUUCUCGUUAUCAGGCUCGUUGCUGAUAUGUGGCAUAACUUGCGUCUGUGGUGCAUUCGUAACAGCAGUUGAAAAAGACUUGCAUUGGCUGCUAAUUCUACUGUUCCUUACUGGAAAAAUGGGAAUCACUGCGUCGUUUACAAUCGUCUAUGUUCAUACUGCAGAGAUGUUGCCGACGAUUAUUCGAAGUGGUGGCGUUGGUACAAUGUCAACUGUGGCAAGAGUCGGGGCACUUUUGGCUCCAUUUGUGCCGCUUCUGGAUUCGUUCUAUAAACCUCUGCCAUUGCUACUGUUUGGAUCAGUUUCGUUUGUCGGUGGAAUUUUGGCCAUAUUAUUGCCUGAAACGUUGGGCGAAAAAUUACCAGACACGGUGGAGGAGGCAGAACGAUUGGGUGAGAAACGAGAUGAUAAUAUUGCGAUGAUUGGAGUAAGCAGUGUGGCAAGUUGAUGAAUCACCGAAUUUAGAUUUUUUUUUAUUAAAUUGUGUGCUCAAUGGUGCUAGUAAUUUUGUACAAUCUCUUACGGUGUGUUCGUUUUAAUCAAUCUUCUAGAGUAUACUUGAAACAGAUUUUCCUUUUUUUAUGUGCUUGUGAUUGAUAACCGAAUAGAAAUACACAUUUUUUAAUAACAGA